Messenger RNA from Pseudoliparis swirei, 417 nucleotides. It is a transcript of the gene uqcrq, whose product is annotated as cytochrome b-c1 complex subunit 8. The transcript is spliced from 3 exons. Gene Ontology annotation, biological process: mitochondrial electron transport, ubiquinol to cytochrome c. Bases 82 to 330 code for a protein of 82 amino acids. NCBI's taxonomy places the organism in Eukaryota, Metazoa, Chordata, Actinopteri, Perciformes, Liparidae. The record is from RefSeq and is a predicted model, not a curated record.
CGACGCCUGAAUAAAACGGAAGGACACCGGAAGUGUGCAAAGAGACUGUUUUGAGACUACACGGUCAACUCUCUUGUAAACAUGGGCCACCACUUUGGAGACUUGGCCAGGAUCAGGCAUAUAAUUACAUAUAGUCUGUCCCCCUUUGAGCAGAAGGCCUUCCCCAACUACUUCUCCAAGGGAAUCCCCAAUGUGUGGAGAAGGAUCACAAGCUCUUUCUUCAAAGUUGCCCCCCCAAUGACCCUCAUGUACCUGACAUACACCUGGGGCAACAGUACCCACGCGCAGAGCAAGAAGAAGAAUCCAGCUGACUUUGAGAAUGAUAAAUGAACUCCAGCCACCUUUAAGAAAGCUACCCUCUGUUAUUAAUUCCAGCUGUAUGUUUCACCAAUAAAGAAAACAAAUAUUUAUGUGAAA